UAACAGCGCCGUUAGCGAGCGGGCUCCCCCAGCCCUACACAACACCACCACACCACGGAAACGGCGCACGACCUUGCGAUUCCUCGCCUUAUUCCCACCCCGCACGGCCCCGUUUCCUGCCAGGCCCCGACGCGCUUCUGCAGAUUCACAGCACUGCACCGCACAGCUUGUUUGUGAAUGCCCGUCAGCUGCGUUGUCGCUUACUAGUCGACCCGCCAACCGCCUUCCCUCCACCACCAAUUGCGGACCUCGCAGACCCCGUCCAAACACACCACCGAACAUUCUCAGCCUUUCGACCUGGCCCACGCCCGCAGCAGUGGACGAACACACAGUAUUACGCACAUACAUACGACCAGCCAGCCCAAAAUGACGCGCUCCCGACGAGCCCAGCGCGACGUCAGCGCCUCCCGCUCCGAUACCUCCGCAUCCACCUCCCCCGAGCGCGGCAUCGACGAUGACAACGACUCGAUCAUGCUCCAGGCCAACGACUCGCAGUCCUCGCUCGCGCCCUCCGUCUCGCCCGAUUCAGACGAGGAAGCCCUCCGGCGGGCCAUCGAAGAGAGAUGCCGCGUCUCUCCUAUAUCCCGCCUGCCCGCAGAGCUGAUGAUCGCCAUAUUCGCCAAGCUCUCCUCGCCGGGCGACCUCAAGCACUGCAUGCUUGUGUCGAGAGAAUGGGCGAGAAACAGCGUAGGCCUCUUGUGGCACAGGCCGCAGACGGGCAAAUGGGGCGCCAUCAAGAGCGUCAUCGCGACGGUGAGGAAGUCGGACAGCUUCUUCGAGUAUGCCAGUCUGAUCAAACGCCUGAACCUGUCUGGCCUCGCCAACGAAGUCAGCGACGGCACUCUAGCGCCGCUGUCUGGGUGCAAACGCGUUGAGCGGCUGACCCUGACUAACUGCACGAAGCUCUCCGAUCUCAGCCUCACCGCAAUGCUGCAGGACAAUCGCAGCCUCCUCGCGCUGGAUGUAACAAAUCUGGAUGCCAUUACAGACAGGACCAUGUUCUCUCUAGCCAAUAAUGCCGUUCGGCUACAGGGUCUGAACAUCACCAACUGCAAGAAGGUUACGGACGAGUCAUUGGAAGCUGUAGCGAAGAGCUGCAGACACUUGAAGCGGCUCAAACUCAACGGAUGCUCUCAAUUGACCGACAAGUCCAUCAUCGCCUUCGCUAGAAACUGCCGCUACAUCCUCGAGAUCGACCUCCACGAUUGCAAGAACCUCGAAGAUGAUUCCAUCACCACCCUCAUCACGGAAGGACCGCACCUGCGAGAAUUGCGUCUGGCUCAUUGUUGGCGCGUGACCGACCAAGCCUUCCUUCGCCUUCCACUGGAAGCAACCUACGACGCUCUCCGCAUCCUUGACCUCACGGACUGCGGCGAGUUGCAGGAUGCCGGUGUCCAGAAGAUAGUUCAGGCCGCUCCCCGGCUUCGCAACCUGGUUCUUAACAAAUGCCGGAACAUAACGGACCGCGCGGUUCUGGCUAUCACACGCCUCGGAAAGAAUCUCCACUAUAUCCACCUGGGUCAUUGUUCACGCAUCACAGACGCAGGCGUCACACAGCUCGUCAAGCUGUGCAACCGAAUCCGAUAUAUCGAUUUGGCGUGCUGUACCAACCUCACGGACAACUCCGUCAUGCAGCUUGCAACUUUGCCGAAAUUGAAGCGGAUAGGACUGGUGAAAUGCGGCAACAUUACGGACCGGAGCAUUCUGGCGCUUGCCAAACCAAAGCAGGUGGGACACGGCGGACCUGUGGCUCCCAGCGUUCUCGAGAGGGUCCAUCUCAGCUACUGCACGAACCUGACUCUUCAGGGCAUCCACGCUUUGUUGAACAACUGCCCACGUUUAACACAUCUGAGCCUGACUGGUGUCCAAGCCUUUCUCCGUGAGGACCUCAUUGUGUUCUGCCGCGAAGCACCGCCAGAGUUCAACGAACAUCAGCGCGACGUUUUCUGUGUUUUCAGCGGUGUCGGCGUCUCGCGUCUGCGCAACUACCUCAAUGCCGAUUCCCCUAAUCGACGCACCCCGAUUUUCGAUCCUGAUGGCAACAUGUUCGACGAGAGUGAGGAGCCUGAGAUGAUACUCAACGUCACCGCCCAGGCGCACGGCAUGAACAUCGAAGAAAUGGACGAAGAUUUCGGAGAGGGCAGCGAAAUGAUGGGUUAGGAGUAGUCCUACCCAGCAUGGCCAUCCCUCUUUAUUGACGAAAUUACGCAGGCAUCGUCGGAACCGGUCCAUUCUCAAUGUGAUUGUAUUACUGCAUGAGCAACAGCAGGGCCCUAGUGGACAGGGUACUCAAGUAGCGCUUCCCUCUUGGCUACCCUCAAUCUGGGCAUGUCACUUUUCCUUGCAAAAUUUUAUCCUUCGGCAUGGUCACGGAGUCUAUUUCCAUUUGCUUUAUUGCAUAUCAUCACGAACACGGCCGCUCAUGCUAGCUUCGGCAUCUCCUAUUCACAAAUGAAGGAUGAUUGAACGGCCUUUCUCAUUCUGUUUUGGAAAGAAGGUGCACGAGACCAGAGGACGUGAGCAAGGUGGCAACAAGAGGUUGACGAUGAUGGGAUGAGGCGACUACGAUACCCUUGUUAUGUAUUCUGUGCUUGUUGUUUCGUAGUGUUUAAGCGCUGGACAGUAGGAAGCGUA
Trematosphaeria pertusa is the source of this 2634-nucleotide messenger RNA. Its product is annotated as RNI-like protein. Lineage: Eukaryota; Fungi; Ascomycota; Dothideomycetes; Pleosporales; Trematosphaeriaceae. The transcript is spliced from 4 exons. Gene Ontology annotation, molecular function: protein binding. The record is from RefSeq and is a predicted model, not a curated record. Bases 367 to 2160 code for a protein of 597 amino acids.